Messenger RNA from Didymodactylos carnosus, 321 nucleotides. NCBI's taxonomy places the organism in Eukaryota, Metazoa, Rotifera, Eurotatoria, Philodinida, Philodinidae. The record is from the annotation of a GenBank genome assembly.
AUGUGUUUCGUUCGAGGCAGGCGACGUCAUUCGCAGUCGCAACAUUGUGUCGAAAGAGCAAAUGGUGCAUUGACAAGUGCGUUAGGAAAAUGGAUGUCUGAUGAGAAUUCAAGUCAUUGGUCUGAAGGUCUUUUGCCUGUUGUAUAUGGAAUUAAUACUCGGAUGUCAUCAACUACAAAGUGUACACCAUAUGAAGAUGAAGAACAACUGCCAACGCCUAUUGAAGAUAGUCUUGAUCAGACGAAUGUUGGAGAUAGCAACACAAAUUCACCAGCUAUUAUCGAAAACGAGCCUUAUGCGUUGUAUUCAGAUGAUCCAUAA